AUGCAUUAAUCAACGACCUACAUUUUCGAUCAAACAAAUAUUGCCGUUAACAGAACCUUUUAUGGAUACUAUAUUAAUUUUUUUUUCUUCAUAAGUAAUUUACUCAUGUUGCAUUAUUGGCAGGAGGAUAACAGUAGGCGUUCUCUUAUUUAUACAAUUCUAUGCUGACAGUUAUUUUUAGUCCAUGUAUGGUUUAGGAAAUGUAAUUUCUCUUAAAAUUUGUAUUUGUUGUUCAUAAAUGAAAGUGAAAUUAAACAGGAGGCAAUCACGUGUUUGCAUCGUUGUAGUAGGGAGCGAGACAUCCAGAGUACGUACUACAUCCGUGAUUAGAUGAACAUGGCGCAGGGGAAACAGGCCAUCGGUGGACUGUAAACAAGAGGAAAUUUUGGGAUAGGAUUGACAUAGUACCAUGCACGUGUGAAAUGGUCUCAAAAUCGAUAUACUGGACCACUUGUUCUGCUUCAUUGAUGACUACGAGGCGACAGAUUGAGUGCAACACAUCCAAUUGCAUUCAUAAACAUUUCUAUAGGACUUCAAACCCCUGAGCAUUCAGUGUUUUGGAUAUUUAAACAACAAAUCCUUGUUUUAUUGUGGAUGGCAUACUUGCACGACCAAAUGGCUGCAACUGGAAAAGUCAAACUUAGUAAAGAUAUGCCCCAAGGCGUUGAGAGGUUAAAAGAGGAGCACAGAAAGGUCAGGAGUAACGAUUAUUUCAUAUCCCACCAAUGCAUUCCCGCAGAUAUCAAAGCUUAAAGUCCAUGCACGUGAUCAAUCAUCAGCAUCGAUUCAUUAGUCGUAUGUUUAUGUUUUUGCAGGAUAGUCCUAGUAUUACGCGUUUCGUUUUCUGGAAAGUUCUUUGUGUAUCACGUGUUGCUGUUGACUUAGCUGGUUGCAAACAGUUAUUUUGCUUUGGUGUAUGUGUGUUUCUUAUACUUUGCAAUAAAAUGCACGUACAUAUUUAUAAGCAAUGUAUUAUAACAGUAAAUUAUUCAUGUAAGGCUAGAAAACAAUCUUUGUUCCAGCACAUGUUUUCCACGCUGCCAAAAUGCACACUAGCAAAAGCUUACAGUACUGUUGUUACAGUAGGUAGUUUACAUGCUGUGAAACGACUCCAUGUGAAGGUGGUGAAAGAUUGCAGAAGUCAAAUAGAGCACUGGAAAAAAGUGGAAAAUGACUAUGAAUCUCUUCAAGACCGCCUCAGGACUUUGCCUGACAAGUUGUCUUAUGAUAUUAUGGUACCAUUUGGUCCCUUGGCUUUCAUGCCGGGAAAGCUAGUUCACACUAAUGAGUUAACGGUGCUCCUCGGGGAUAACUGGUUUGCAAAGUGUUCUGCCAAACAAGCCGAUGCUCUUGUGGAACACAGAAAGAAACAUGUCAAAAAUACGCUAGAUGACUUACAGAAAGUGAUGAAGAACUUUCAGAACAGAGCCGACUUUACAGAUGAUCUCGAAAAAUUGACUGGUGAUGCUGGAGAUUUUGCAGACAUUAGAGAAGAAGUUAUAAAUGAGGAAGAAGUUACCAAAGGAAAACCUCGUCUGGCCCUCAAACCCAACUCUAAACCUAAGCAGGAGUAUUUGUUGGAGCUGGAGGAGGACAAGGAGAAGAAAGAAGGUGAUGAAGAGAGAACGACGGGGGUGCUGUCAGAGGAGGAGCUGUGGGCUCGACUUGAUGAACUAGAACGUCAGGAGGAACUUCAAGAUGAGAGAUACCGAUUGGACAGCACAGACACUAAUGGAGAAGACACCACUUCCUCCUCGGAGGAAGAGAAGGAAGCAGAUGGUGGCAGCGAUGUCCAGGUUAAUGGCCAUCAGAAGGAAAAUGGCUGGGUACCGUCAUCUAUCACAAGUCAGAUGAAUGGCACUAAUGGCUCGCACCCUGAGGAUGAGGAGGAGGAAGAUUGUAAUGAGGAAGCAAGCAAUGGUCUUCCAACUAUCUACUUUUCUCACACUGCAGAAUUCAAAAAGGUCAGGAUAAAUACAGGCAAGAACACCACUCUAAAAUUCAGUGAAAGAAAUGAACAAAAGGCGCAAGCCAAGCGAAAAAAGAAAAGUGGCAAAAGCAACGGCCAUUCUCCUCAUGAAAGUUACAAGAUCACAAGCCCAGCAGACAUUUAUAGGGUAUUUGUGGACUUGGUGAAUGGAGAGCCAAUACCACGCAAGUCCAUUUUGAAGUCCCGCAGCCGCGAGAACAGCGUGUGCAGUGACACCAGCGAGAGCAGCACAGCUGACUUCGAAGAGCGCCGUGCUGCUUUUGGACGAUCGUGGAGCCAUGAUGACGCCACACACAGUGAUACCAGCGAUGGCAUUACAGAGGAGGAAAGCCCCACUGGAACGUGCCCCCGCACUAAUGGACGCUUUGAGGCUUUUACCGGCACAGUGAUUGAAAAGGAUCCCCUGCCUUGUUCCAUCCCACACCUGACCAUCGCUCCUCCUGCCUUACCCACAAUCCCUGAGAGAAAGCUGGAGGAGGUGGGCCCCGAAGCUCCUCAGGAGCCACCCAAGAGGAUGUCCAAGUUUAAAGCUACACGGUUGCAUCAGAAAUGAGAGUUCAUCUCAUCAGCACACAACUUCUGAAUUCGGUUUUGUACAACAGUAACACUUAUAAACUGACUUUCUAAGUGGCUGUCCUCUUCAUCUGUCCUCCAUGCUGUACUGUCAUCUGUCUUUUUUUUUUUUUUGUGACAUGCUGUGCACCCUGGAAAUUUUAUUUGCUCUAUAAGAGUAAUUAAUAGAGAUGAUAAAUGAUUUCCCUGAUGUUUGCUUUUUUUAAAUGCCAGAUGGUUUGUUUAAAGAGAUGGUUCACCAGAAAAUGAGAACUGUCAUCAUUUACUUACGUCUCUUCUUGUCUUUUCUUCUGUGCAACACAAAGGAAGUUAUUUUGAAGGAAGUCGUUGUUCCACAGAAGAAAGUAAUACAGGUUUGGAUUGUCAUGAGAUUAAUUAAAUAAUGACAGAAUUUUCUUUUUUGUGUGAGCCACUACCCCUUUAAGUUAUGAAGAAGUUGCACAUGUUAGUAUCUUUUGUGUGUGUAAGUUAAUAGGUGAAUAAUAGUUAAAAAUAGAAUGGAAAAAAUAAAAUGCUAAAACAGUAGUGUUAGUGACAUCACGACUACUGUCAUUAUCAUGUGGUCUAUGAUGUGAUUUAUUAUGGAAAAUGCUUUAUCACAGUUUAUUCUCAUUUUGUUAAUUCAUGCCUUAUGUGCAACUUUGAUAUAUGGUGGUCAUGAAAUAGCUGCCAGUUUCUGUUAGCUAAAAAAAAUAAUAAUAAUUAUCCCUUCUGAA
This is a messenger RNA of Cyprinus carpio (common carp), 3279 nucleotides long. It is a transcript of the gene uri1, whose product is annotated as URI1 prefoldin like chaperone. The record is from RefSeq and is a predicted model, not a curated record. Gene Ontology annotation, molecular function: transcription corepressor activity; chromatin binding; phosphatase inhibitor activity. The transcript has 12 exons. Gene Ontology annotation, biological process: negative regulation of phosphatase activity; negative regulation of transcription by RNA polymerase II. NCBI's taxonomy places the organism in Eukaryota, Metazoa, Chordata, Actinopteri, Cypriniformes, Cyprinidae. Bases 726 to 2543 code for a protein of 605 amino acids.